Messenger RNA from Crotalus tigris (Tiger rattlesnake), 1422 nucleotides. RefSeq names its product otolin 1 (gene OTOL1). The transcript has 4 exons. Bases 1 to 1422 code for a protein of 473 amino acids. Lineage: Eukaryota; Metazoa; Chordata; Lepidosauria; Squamata; Viperidae. Gene Ontology annotation, molecular function: protein binding. The record is from RefSeq and is a predicted model, not a curated record.
AUGUGGUGCCUGAUCUGGUCCUGCAUCCUUCUAUUAACAACAAUUGCUGACCUUACUAUUGAGGGUAAAAGCACCCCAUUUCCAAAGUUUACUAAAGUAAAAGCUAUUGAGAUGAAAACCACCAAGAACCCAGAUGCUUCUGAUGCAGCCCCCACAGAAGACAGCCUCCUCACUGAAAUACCUGAAAAGAACGAUGUCACAACAGAAUUGUCUACGCCACACUAUGCCUCCAGAACAGCCAUCACACUCUUCCCAUUUGAAAACUUUACUCUGGACUCUUCGGACUUCUUUUUUAACUGCUGUGAUUGUUGUGUUUUAACUCCAGGGGAGAAAGGGGAACCUGGAGAAACAGGAUUGCCAGGACUUAAAGGAGAAGUAGGAGAAAAAGGCCGUCCUGGUCUACCAGGAACUCCUGGAUUGCCAGGAUCAAAAGGAUUCAAAGGAAACAAAGGAGAUAAAGGAGAACAUGGUGAUCAAGGAGCAAAUGGACUCCCAGGAUAUCCAGGCAGACCUGGAGAACCAGGUGAAGUUGGAUUUAAAGGAGAUAAAGGAAACCAUGGUCUUCCUGGAGUCAAAGGUCAAAAGGGCUCCAAGGGAGAAAAUUGUGAGAAUGGCACCAAAGGAGAGAAGGGAGACACGGGGGAACUGGGGUUACCAGGUGUUGAUGGAGAAAAUGGGGAAAAAGGAGAAAAGGGGGACAUUGGUGAAAAAGGCUAUUUGGGGGAUCCAGGGGAAAAAGGAGAAAGAGGAGAGAAGGGUGAUGUUGGGCCAAAAGGAGAAAAGGGCAUUAAAGGAGACAUAGGAGUGGAAGGUGGGCACGGGGAGGAUGGACAAAAGGGAGAAAAGGGGGAACUUGGAAUUAGGGGUGACAAAGGAGACCAAGGUCCAAUUGGGUUGAUGGGGCCUCCAGGGGUGAAAGGAAGUCUCGGUUUCAAAGGAAUCAGAGGGGCUCCUGGUAAAAAAGGUUCAAGAGGUCCAAAAGGUCCAAAAGGUGAGACUCCAACCCUCCCCAGAUCAGCAUUUAGUGUUGGUCUAUCCAAACCUUUCCCACCCCCAAACCUGCCUAUUAAGUUUGAUAAGAUACUGUACAACAACCAGGAACAUUAUAAUCCAUUGACAGGGAAAUUUAAUUGCAGCAUUGCUGGGGCUUAUGUCUUCUCCUAUCAUAUGACAAUACGCGGACGUCCUGCCCGCAUCAGUAUAGUCUGUCAGAACAAGAAGAUGAUCAGAAGUCGGGAGACGCUCUAUGGCCAGGAGAUAGACCAGGCUUCCUUCCUUACCAUUCUGAAGUUAAAUGCAGGGGACCAAGUGUGGCUAGAAGUCACAAGGGAUUGGAACGGGGUUUAUGUUAGUGCUGAAGAUGACAGCAUAUUUUCAGGCUUCCUCUUAUAUCCUGAUGAAAUAUUUGACACUCUGCUAUAA